AUGGCACCCCGGUUACUACCGCGGUGCUGGGCUGGCCUGCAGCGGGUAACGGCCACCACGACGGCACUGACGAUGGCAGAGGCAGCAUCGACGACAACAUCAAUAGCUACACACACAACAACACCAGUGCUGUCCGGCCGCGUGGUCGAGGGCCGCCGUGGUGUUAAGUACGGAUGGAGCACAUUACCGCGGCGAGGCGCCAAGCCGACGCGGUUCAACCAGCAGACAGCCGGCCUGCCUGCGCCGACGACGGGGCCUGCAGCCGCGCUCAAGCGCAAGGAGAACACAACGCCGCUGCGCACGGGCGUGCUGGCGACCAAGCGCGGCAUGACGGGCUUUUACAGCAAGAGCGGCACGCGCAUCCCUUGCACGGUGCUCGAGCUGGACAGCGUGCAGGUCGUCGCCAACAAGACGCGCACCAAAAACGGCUACUGGGCCGUGCAGAUUGGCAGCGGCACGCGGCGCGCGGCCACCGUCACGGCGCCGCAGCUGGGCUACUACGAGGCCAAGGGCAUUGCGCCCAAGCAGCACCUCGCCGAGUUCCCCGUGCGCAACGCGUCGGGCCUGCUGCAACCCGGUGUGACAAUCCAGCCCGACUGGUUCCACGUGGGCCAGUGGGUCGAUGUGCGGUCCAACACGCGUGGCUUCGGUUUUGCCGGUGGUAUGAAGCGCCACGGCUUCAAGGGCCAGAACAAGACGCACGGCAACUCGCUCAACCACCGCACGAUGGGCACGACGGGCCCGUCGCAGGGCAGCGGUAGCCGUGUGAUGCCGGGCAAGAAGAUGCCCGGCCGCAUGGGCAACGAGCGCGUGACAGUGCAGAACCUCAACAUUCUGCAGGUGGACAACGACCUGGGCAUUGUGGUUGUCAAGGGCGCCGUGGGCGGUCCCAAGGGCGCGCUGGUCAAGAUCCAGGACGCCGUCAAGAAGCCGCCGCCGGCCACGGCGUUUAUUGAGAAGACGCGCGUCCAAGUCGAGGAGCGCUCGCCGUGGGCGGCCGAGCAGCUGGAGGCAGCGCGCGUGCGCCAUCUGGAGCUAAAGGAGGCGCGCCGCGAGGGCCGCAUUGCCGAACUGCUGUCAAAGGGCUUCUCGGAUCUGUCGAUUGAAGAGGGUAUUGCAGUGGAGGACAGCGGGGACGUCGAGGUCGAGACCGAGUUCGAGGCACCUAUCCCGGAGGCUGUUUUGGACACACCAGCAGAGGCACCACAACCAAGGGCAUGA
This is a messenger RNA of Sporothrix brasiliensis 5110, 1221 nucleotides long. Its product is annotated as 60S ribosomal protein L3, mitochondrial precursor. Gene Ontology annotation, biological process: translation. The coding region runs from base 1 to 1221 and encodes 406 amino acids. Gene Ontology annotation, cellular component: mitochondrial large ribosomal subunit; ribosome. The record is from RefSeq and is a predicted model, not a curated record. NCBI's taxonomy places the organism in Eukaryota, Fungi, Ascomycota, Sordariomycetes, Ophiostomatales, Ophiostomataceae. Gene Ontology annotation, molecular function: structural constituent of ribosome. The transcript has a single exon.